This is a messenger RNA of Xiphophorus hellerii (green swordtail), 1202 nucleotides long. RefSeq names its product REC114 meiotic recombination protein (gene rec114). The record is from RefSeq and is a predicted model, not a curated record. The transcript is spliced from 6 exons. Lineage: Eukaryota; Metazoa; Chordata; Actinopteri; Cyprinodontiformes; Poeciliidae. The coding region runs from base 42 to 704 and encodes 220 amino acids.
UCUUCUUGCAACAACAAACGGGACUCCAAAAUCUUAAUGAAAUGGCAGCGAGUAACAUAUGGACAUUGAGACGCUUUGGGCAUUUUGUGCCACAAACUGAACGAAAGCCUUGGAAGGUUUCAGAGGCAAAGGCCAAUGAACCUAAAAUUGUCAUGACGUUGUUGGAAUCUGGAUAUUUGCUGGUGCUGCAAGGGCAAGAAAGCUUGGCCACAGUCCCUUUGCAUGAUAGCUCCAACUCUCUUAAAGUACAGCACAAAUCUGAUAACCUGAUGAUCCGAUUUACUGUGAAGGGGGAGAGCCGCAUGAUAAGGAUGCAGUUUGAUGGCAGCAGCACAGCAGAGGCCGUAAAUCAGUGUUCAAGGGCUGUGGAAAAGUUGUCGGCGUAUGUUCCUGUCACCUCUCUGGAAGUUGCUGCGACACAUCCAAAUCAGCCCCCCGUUGAGGUCCCACCAGCAACACAGCAGGCAUGUCAGAGAAAGACUGGGCAGCCUGAGCCUGAAGCUGUCCACGGCUCUGUGUCCAUCAAGCGUCUUACCGAGCACUUCCUGGGAGAGACUACUCUGGCUCUCCCUAACAUAUACAGUCCCUGUUCUUUGGCAUCAGGUGACUUGGAACCCAUCCUGCGGGUCUGCCUCCUGGAUCCCAGCUUCCCUGCGUUUGUAGAGAAGGUACAGGAGGAGUUGGAGAAACUGCAAGAAGAGUGAAAAAAAUCUCACCACCUGCUGAAGGCAGAAAGUUCAAGUCAGUACCAUUAUGUUAUGUUGUAAACGUUGUGUAGGCAGCGUUCAGCUUACUUGGCCGUUAGUGAAUCUAAAAUCUUAUCUCACAGUAAUUGUUAUAUAACACAGAUGAUGCUUUUGAUUUACUGAAAUAUUUGUGAUCUUGGAAAAAUAGAAACAUGGCAUGGUUUUUGACAUUGUUUUUAUUCAGAAAAAAAAUGUUGGUCUCACUCAUAUGUUUGAUCGUGGCUAUAUGCUCUGGUCCCUCAGUUCACAUCCCGAAACCAGGUCCUUUCCCACCGCAACACACAUGGAUACAUUGUAUUGAAAGAGGAGUCAUGCAGCUACAGCAGUGAAUCUAUGCCAGCUUUCAAGUGAUCCCACAAGAUUAAAGCUUCACUGAGUAAAACAAACUGCCCUCCAUAUAUCUAUUUAAGAAUACAUAUUGCAUAGGAUUAUAGCCAUGCUAUACAGUUAAAGAGA